CUUGUGACACACUUCAGAGUUGGACUUUUUGUCAGUCUUGACUCAAUCUUUUCUCGUUAUCUCCUCUAUGCAUUCAUUCAUUUAUCCACCGAUUACACGAUUACAUCAUAACCUCUUUUUCCCCCGUUGUUCGCACCCCUCUAAUUGUUUCCCUUUUUCACUCAAAACCCUAAAAAAAACCCCACAAUAUUCUUGAUUUUCCCUCAAUUUCCAUCAUAAAGUUUCUAUCUUUUUGAUAUAAUUUCGAUUAUUAUUAACUUUUAAGCAAAACCCAUAAAGGAAAUUGUAAAAAAAUGGCAAAAGUUCAUGGUGGUGGUGAUUUACCGGAUGCUUUAAGGUGUAAUAGGAACGACGGACGGCAAUGGCGGUGCCGGCGACCGGCAAUGGAAGGAAGGACACUAUGUGAAGCACAUUUUCUUCAAGGCCGUCUCCGGCAAAACAAAGAACCAGUGCCGGAAAAUUUAAAGCUUGAAAGAACAAAUGCUAGAAAGAACCCUAAUGGGAAAAGGGCUAAAAACCCGAGUGACAAUGGCUCGAAUUCGGCUCGAAAAAAGGGAAGACGGAACGAAAAAGAAUCGAAAUUCAAGUCAUGUGUUGAUUUAUCUGAGGAUCUUGAUGAUGCUUUAAGAAAGAUGAAUUUGAAAAAGGGGGAUUUGCAGUUGGAUUUAAUUAGAGGUUAUUUGAAUAGACAAAUCGAAAAGAAAAAAGGGAAUCAGUUACCAAAAGAAGAUAUUGUUAAAGAAUUGAAGUAUGGAAGAUUGGAGAUUUCGCAAUGUGCACCAUCAACACCACCUAUCACUCUCAAUAAUAUCAAAGUUGGUGUUCCUGCUUCUAGUCCUGUACCUACUAGGUUUUUCAGAUCGAAAAACAUAGAACGAAUCCCUAUCAGUACAAUGCAGCUUUUGCCAAAUAUAAAAGCUAAUGUUAAAGCUUCAACCAAGAAGUGCCAUUGGUGUCGUAUGUGUAGCUAUCGUGUACUUGUCAAGUGUUUGGAUUGCAAAAAACACUUCUUUUGUGAAGAUUGUAUCCAGCAGAGGCAUCAAGAUAAGGCAGAUGUCAAGAAACAAUGCCCUGUUUGCAGUGAAACUUGCAGCUGCAGAGUCUGCAUAAAGGGAAAAUCUAAAGAAGUCAAAAAUAAGGAGCUUGUUGUUUUUAGUGGAGAUGGGAACUUCAACAGAAGUCAACAACUUCUUUACAUGAUCGAUUUGCUUCUUCCAUUGCUUGAACAAAUAAAUCAAGAAAAAGAUACGGAGCUGGUUCUCGAAGCUAAAAUAAAAGGAAAAGAUCUCAAUGAGCUACAAAUACAUGAUGCUAUAGUCUCACCGAAACAAAAAUACUGCUAUUUUUGCAAAGCUUGCAUUGUGGAUGUUCACCGAAGCUGUGGAAAUUGUUUUUAUAUUCUCUGUUUACCUUGUUGCCGUGAUUUCCGUGAGGGAUACCUACAUGGGGGUCUUCGAGAUCUUAAAUAUGCAACAAACGAAAGACGGAAAUCUUUAUGCACGAUUUUAUGGAAUUGGAAAACUGAUGAAGACGGAAAUAUAGAAUGCCCACCAAAGAAUUUAGGCGGCUGUGGCAAUGGCGUUCUUUGUUUAAUUUCCCAUACCCCCUUUAAUUCGACUAAAGAUCUUGAAAAAGUGGCAAAACAAAUAGUUAGCAACUCCAAGUUUACACAAUUUACUGACUUUUAUUCUUCAUAUUGUGCAUUAUGUGAGGGAAGUGAGAAAACUGAAGGUGAAAACGACAGUUUGUACUUCACAAUUAGGCAAGAUCUCGGGGACAAAAAUCUUGAACAUUUUACAAAACAUUGGGUCAAAGGUCAACCUUUUAUUAUUCGAGAUGUGAUUAAGAGUGAUUUAGAGUUGAGGUGGGAUCCAUAUUUCAUGUUCUGUAUGUAUCUUGAAAGAAGUGCCAAAUCUCAAAACAAGAAAGAUGUGAAACAGAAAAGUUCGGAUUGGUGCGAAGUAGAAUUGGGUCGGCAGCAGAUUUUUAUGGGUGGUAAAACACAUGCAAAUGUGUGGCAUGAGAAGUUGAAAUUCAAAGUUUGGUUAUCUUCGGGAAUCUUCCUAGAACAUUUUUCAAGUCAUUUUGCUGCUGUAAUGCAUGCUCUGCCUCUUCAACAAUAUAUUAACCCAAUAACGGGCAUUCUUAAUUUGGCAGCUAACGUUCCGCUGGAGAGUCAAAAUGUUGACUUGGGUCCUUUUGUUUAUAUCUCAUAUGGUAGACCUGAAGAUCUUAUGGGGGGAGAAUUUUUAACGAAGUUGUGUUAUCAUGCUUAUGAUAUGGUUAACAUUCUUGUGCAUGCUACAGAAGUUCCCAUUUCUGAGAAAAAACUAAAUAAAGUAAAGAUUUUGCUGGAGAAGUACAAUUCACAAGAUCUAAAUGAACCCUCGGGGAAGAGUAAAAUUAAGAAUAAUAUUGAUGAAGCAUGUGGGAAAUCAUCAUUUAGUAGUGAAGUAACUCAACAAUCAGAGUUGGAAGAUAACACAAAUGAAGAACUUACUCAAAUAACUAAUGGUCACCCAUGUGUAUUUUCGGAUGACUCAAGGAUUGGUGACUCGGAUGAUGAAGAUUUGUGUCAAGAUGAGGAUGGAAGUUCAAAUUAUAACGAAGGGAAAGUGAUUGACACCCGUGGGGCCCAAUGGGAUGUUUUUCGUAGAGAGGAUGUUUCCAAGCUUGUAGAGUUUCUUAGGAAGUAUUCCAAUGAGCUUAACUCAUCCUAUUGUUCUCCAAAAAAGGUUAUUCAUCCGAUUCUUGAUGAGAGUUUUUAUUUGGAUUCUUUCCAUAAAAAGUAUCUUAAGGAAGAAUUUGAUGUUGAACCGUGGACAUUUGUGCAAAAUAUUGGCGAAGCCGUUAUCAUUCCAGCUGGAUAUCCCUAUCAAGUAAAGAAAAUCAAGUCAUGUGUUAACGUGGUUUUCGAAACCAUUUCACCCGAAAGUGCAUCCAUAGCCUUUAAGUUGGGUGAUGACAUCCGUCAACUUCCUGUAAAUCAUAAAGCAAAAGGAAAAAUGCUAGAUGUCAAGAAAAUGACUAUUCAUAGUGUCAAUGCCGCGAUUGUAGAAAUAAACAAAGUUCCACCAGCAGGAAUCUGCACCAAAAUUGGGGAGUAGAGACUGAGAGUUACAAGUGAGUUUGGCAUCUGACCAAUUUUCGCCACAUGAUCAGGUGCAUUUCGUCCUCCUUAAUUUCCCAUUAUGGAACCAUUUCAACAAGCAAUUACGGAAGUGCGUUGCUGGCUGAAAAAUUGCUCUUGAAAAGGAAGUUUGAGUCAAAGAUGUUCUUGAAUACUUUGGAUCGGGAUGAUAGACGAAGUUGGUGAUCGGCAAAUGAAGCUGAAAUUUGCAAUGAAUAGUCGAAAGGCAAGGAAGACUAUAUAUUAUUGCCUAUUCGGCAUACUCAUUUGCAACUUCGACUAUGAUCAAAGAUGACACUGGUGAUAUCAUUACAUGAAAAAGCAUCUCGUUUGCCUCUUGAUUCUUGGACAGGUUGAACCAAAAGGUUCUUCGUCAUUGACGCCAUUUUUGUCUUUCCUUGUUGCUGUGAAGUUUUGAUUCAAAAUCUUUAGACGUAGCAUUCUUCCUCCAAUUAUAUUCAAGUAUAUAUAUACAAGUUUAUUCUUUGCUA
Messenger RNA from Erigeron canadensis, 3621 nucleotides. Its product is annotated as lysine-specific demethylase JMJ25. The record is from RefSeq and is a predicted model, not a curated record. Gene Ontology annotation, biological process: regulation of transcription by RNA polymerase II. Gene Ontology annotation, molecular function: chromatin DNA binding; transcription coregulator activity; histone H3K9 demethylase activity. Gene Ontology annotation, cellular component: chromatin; histone deacetylase complex. Bases 294 to 3107 code for a protein of 937 amino acids. The transcript is spliced from 14 exons. Lineage: Eukaryota; Viridiplantae; Streptophyta; Magnoliopsida; Asterales; Asteraceae.